UUCCAAUUUUAUCCUCAACUAAUUGCACAAAAUUACAACUUUAACAUCCCUCAAUAAAAAGUAAGGCCAUUUCCUCGACUGUCGCCACUCUAAAAGUCAGUUCGGUUCUUACGCUUAAAAACUUUCCUCAAAAGAAAUGGAGAAACCCGUCGUCGAACAGUGGAGGCCGGAACAGGAACCAUCACCGUUCAGGCCUCCAGAGAUGCCUCAUGAACCAAUGGAGUUCUUGUCACGAUCAUGGAGUGUAUCAGCUUUUGAGGUUUCAAGAGCUUUAGCUUCUCCAUCUUCCCAAGCUGCUGCUUCACAUCAAAUGUAUUUAAAAGGUUCUUCGAGUGGUAACGUUGUUAUACAAGAAGACAUAGCGGGUGAGCUUGAAGAUAGUGGCAUAGUUUCAGGCAACCCUUUCUCUUUUGCUUCUUCUGAAACUUCCCAGAUGGUCUUGGAAAGAAUCAUGUCACAGUCGCAAGAAGUAUCUCCAAGAACUUCAGGGAGACUAUCUCAUAGCAGUGGACCAUUAACAGGAGCCCAAAGCUGUGGUUCCUUAACAGAUAGUCCUCCAGUUUCACCUUCAGAGAUUGAUGAUGUUAAGCAAUUUGGCGGCGCCAGUAAUUCCCCUAACACUCAGUUCCGUACAACAGCGGCAGUUGCGACGGCUAUCCCUGCUACAACUGCCGUGACAGGCGGUGGAAAGACGGUGGGACGAUGGCUGAAGGAUAGGAGGGAGAAGAAAAAGGAAGAAACACGGGCUCAUAAUGCUCAGAUACAUGCUGCUAUUUCUGUUGCCAGGAUUGCAGCAGCUGUGGCAGCUAUCGCGGCAGCCACUGCUACCUCCUCCAGUGCUGGGAAGGAUGAGCAGAUGGCAAAGACGGAUAUGGCAGUGGCAUCAGCUGCCACCCUUGUUGCUGCACAAUGUGUGGAGGCGGCAGAAGCCAUGGGGGCUGAGCGAGAUCAUUUGGCCUCUCUGAUCAGCUCUGCAGUCAAUGUCCGGUCUGCUGGAGAUAUCAUGACCUUAACCGCUGGGGCAGCAACAGCAUUAAGAGGAGCGGCCACCCUGAAGGCAAGGGCCCUGAAGGAGGUAUGGAACAUAGCAGCUGUUAUUCCUGUGGAUAAAAGUGCUGGCAAUGGGAGCAAUGGCAACUCUAAUGGCAGCUUUAGUGGGGAGCUUGUUCCUGAAGGGAAUUUCUUGGGAAUUUGCAGUAGGGAAUUGCUCGCUAGAGGUUGUGAGCUUCUCAAGCGCACUCGAAAAGGUGAUCUUCAUUUGAAAAUUGUCUCUGUUUACGUAAACAGAAUGAAUCAGGUUAUGUUGAAGAUGAAGAGUAGACAUGUUGCUGGGACCAUCACAAAAAAGAAAAAGAAUGUGGUCUUGGAGGUGAUUAAAAAUAUGCCAGCCUGGCCCGGCCGCCACUUGCUCGAGGGUGGAGAGAACCGGAGAUACUUUGGAUUGAAGACAGUGAUGCGCGGCGUUGUAGAGUUUGAGUGCAGGAACCAGAGAGACUAUGAUAUUUGGACUCAGGGUGUGUCAAAGCUCCUCUCCAUUGCUGCAGAGAAGAACAACAGAAAUAGAAUUUGAAGCUUUGGUUACAUGGGGGGGGAAUCUGGCAAAAAAGGGUAUAGAUAUAUUGGGGGUAUAGGAUCAAACGUAUCUAUGAAAAUAUUAGAUUUUUGGAUUGAUUUGAUGGGCUGUUAUUUUUUAU
Molecule: messenger RNA, 1694 nt
Organism: Durio zibethinus
Lineage: Eukaryota; Viridiplantae; Streptophyta; Magnoliopsida; Malvales; Malvaceae
Product: VAN3-binding protein-like
Biological process (GO): leaf vascular tissue pattern formation; phloem or xylem histogenesis; auxin-activated signaling pathway
Source: RefSeq, a predicted model, not a curated record